AUGAAGGACAACACCGUAUCCCCUACAACGACCCCGAACCUCGAGAGCUUGCGUUUGGAAGACUCGAUUCUACUUCCCGAAGUUCCCGAAAAUGGUAUCAUGUCCAAGAUGGCAAGCAAUGUAACGUUCUACGAAGGCAUGACGGAGGACGAAGAAGACGCCAUAUGGGAGUCACGCCGUCUCGGGACUGGCCAUCACCAACGCCAGUUGAGUUUCUCGUUGCCUGAGGACAUGCAAGCCGUCAACCGACACGCGACGGAUCUCUUUAAAUCCCUCGCUCAGCGUGUCGUUACUACCUACCAAUCCCGCAAAGACGACCUGCAAAACGGCCAAUUGUUCAUUGCGGUAGCGGGCGGACCCGGCUCGGGCAAAUCGACGCUUUGUGAAAAAGUGGCGCAGCGGGUGAAUGCCCGGUUGGAACCGGGCAUUGCGGUUGUGCUGCCCAUGGACGGCUUUCACUACAGUCGAGAAUCUUUACGGAAGAUGGCCGAAACGGAGGCCUGCGUGUAUACGUACGAGCAGCUGUUGCAACGUCGCGGGGCGCCGUGGACGUUCGAUCACGAUUUGUGUGCCGAAAAAUUCAAGCAAGCUCGGCACCACGGCGAAGGGUCUUUCCCGGUGUACAGCCGAGAAAAGAGCGAUCCCGUACCAGACGGAGUUCAACUCAUGAUGACACACAAAAUUGUCUUUCUAGAAGGGAACUACUUGUUGGCGUGGGACGAUCCCAACUGGUCUUCCUUGCAAGGAGUCUUUGACGAAGCGUGGUACGUCGCCUGUACCACGUUGGAAGAACAACGAGAACGUCUCAUCAAUCGGCAUCUCAGCAACUGGACGGAAGAAAAGAUCCAGAUGUGGGGCGAAGGACACAUUGGCGCCGGACGCAAGGCCGACUCCAACGACGUCUUGAACUCUGCUUGGAUUGAUCACCACAGUCGCAAACAUGCCGACCUUAUUGUGGAGAGCAAAUAG
Messenger RNA from Phaeodactylum tricornutum CCAP 1055/1, 969 nucleotides. RefSeq lists its product with no specific name. Gene Ontology annotation, molecular function: ATP binding; kinase activity. The record is from RefSeq and is a predicted model, not a curated record. Bases 1 to 969 code for a protein of 322 amino acids. The transcript has 2 exons. Gene Ontology annotation, cellular component: cytoplasm. NCBI's taxonomy places the organism in Eukaryota, Bacillariophyta, Bacillariophyceae, Surirellales, Neidiaceae.